AUGGCCGGGCUCAGCGGCGCGCACAUCCCCGAUGGGGAGUUCACCGCGGUCGUGUACCGCCUCAUCCGCGACACCCGCUACGCCGAGGCGGUGCAGCUGCUGGGCGGCGAGCUCCAGCGGAGCCCGAGGAGCCGCGCCGGCCUGUCGCUGCUGGGCUACUGCUACUACCGCCUGCAGGAGUUCGCGCUGGCCGCCGAGUGCUAUGAGCAGCUGGGCCAGCUGCACCCCGAACUGGAGCAGUACCGCCUGUACCAGGCCCAGGCCCUGUACAAGGCCUGCCUCUACCCAGAGGCCACGCGGGUGGCCUUCCUCCUGCUGGACAACCCUACCUACCACGGCCGGGUCCUCCGCCUGCAGGCCGCCAUCAAGUACAGCGAGGGCGACCUGCCCGGGGCCAAGAGCCUGGUGGAGCAGCUGCUGAGUGGGGAAGGGGGCGACGACAGUGGGGGCGAGAACGAACUGGACGGCCAGGUCAACCUGGGUUGUUUGCUCUACAAGGAGGGACAGUAUGAAGCCUCGUGUGCCAAGUUCCUCGCGGCCCUCCAGGCUUCGGGCUACCGGCCUGACCUCUCCUACAACCUGGCUUUGGCCUAUUACAGCAGCCGGCACUACGCCCCGGCGCUCAAGUACAUCGCCGACAUCAUUGAGCGUGGUAUCCGCCAGCACCCGGAGCUAGGCGUGGGCAUGACCACCGAGGGCAUCGACGUGCGAAGUGUUGGCAACACCUUAGUUCUUCACCAGACUGCCCUGGUGGAAGCCUUCAACCUCAAGGCCGCCAUCGAGUACCAACUGCGAAACUACGAGGCGGCCCAGGAAGCCCUCACGGACAUGCCACCUAGGGCAGAAGAAGAGUUAGACCCCGUGACCCUGCACAACCAGGCACUCAUGAACAUGGAUGCCAGGCCUACCGAGGGGUUUGAAAAGCUGCAGUUUUUGCUCCAGCAGAACCCCUUUCCCCCAGAGACCUUUGGCAACCUGCUGCUGCUCUACUGUAAGUACGAGUAUUUUGACCUGGCAGCCGAUGUCCUGGCGGAGAAUGCCCAUUUGACCUACAGGCUGCUCACACCCUAUCUCUAUGACUUCCUGGACGCCAUGAUCACUUGCCAGACAGCCCCAGAAGAGGCUUUCAUUAAGCUGGACGGGCUGGCAGGGAUGCUGACUGAACAGCUCCGGAGACUCACCAAACAAGUACAGGAAGCAAGACACAAUAGAGAUGAUGAAGCUGUCAAAAAGGCAGUGAAUGAGUACGAUGACAUUCUGGAGAAGUACAUUCCCGUGUUGAUGGCCCAGGCAAAGAUCUACUGGAACCUUGAGAAUUAUGCAAUGGUGGAAAAGAUCUUCCGCAAGUCUGUGGAAUUCUGUAAUGACCAUGAUGUGUGGAAGCUGAACGUGGCUCAUGUCCUGUUCAUGCAGGAAAACAAAUACAAAGAAGCUAUCGGUUUCUACGAACCCAUCGUCAAGAAGCACUAUGACAACAUCCUGAAUGUCAGUGCUAUUGUGCUGGCUAACCUGUGUGUGUCAUACAUUAUGACAAGUCAGAAUGAAGAGGCCGAGGAGUUGAUGAGAAAGAUCGAGAAGGAGGAAGAGCAGCUGUCCUAUGAUGACCCAGACAAGAAAAUCUACCACCUCUGCAUUGUGAAUUUGGUGAUAGGGACGCUCUACUGUGCCAAAGGAAAUUAUGACUUUGGUAUUUCUCGGGUUAUCAAAAGCCUGGAACCUUAUCAUAAGAAACUGGGAACUGAUACCUGGUAUUAUGCUAAAAGAUGCUUCCUCUCCUUAUUAGAAAACAUGUCAAAACACACGAUCAUGCUUCGUGAUAGUGUUAUUCAAGAAUGUGUCCAGUUUCUACAACACUGUGAACUUUAUGGCAGGAACAUACCUGCCGUUAUUGAACAACCCCUGGAAGAAGAAAGAAUGCAUAGUGGAAAGAAUACAGUCACAUAUGAAUCCAGACAGUUAAAAGCUUUGAUUUAUGAGAUUAUAGGAUGGAAUAUAUAGUUAUGUCUGAUAAUGUCUUUUAUCAUAAUAGCUUUAUAUAUCUUUUAUAGUUGUAUCUAUAUUUAGCUAUCAUCUUUACAUUUGUCACAUGUUAAACUUUGUACAUUUGAAAAUCAUAUUAGAUUAACCUUAUUUUAACUUUGACCUAGAAAGAUACAUGAAAAAUUAUUAUUUUUACUUUAACUUUUUUACUUCUUUCAACUUUAACCUAGAAAGAUACAUGAAAAAUCUAAAACUGAAUUGGGACUCUGUGUUUAUUGGAACUUGUAGUGCCCAUGUUCCUUCUCCUUUUUUAUCAGUUGUGCUUGUCUGUAUUUAGAGUGACCCCUGUACGGGGAUUACAAUUUCCAGCACUAUCUUGACACGAUCAAGCCCAGAACAAAGUAGUUAACAUAGAGGAUUUCUAGGCUUUUAGUAUUAAGUUUUAGGGAUUGUGUGUUCUAUUCUCACAAGUUACCCUCGUAUUAAUUUAAAAUGCACACAUGUUGCAUAGAGUUUAGGAUGUUUUGGCAGGGUUUUUCUGUAACCAGAAUUCCUUAGGUGAUAAAAGUUCUUGUUUUCUUAAUGGACCAGAUUCAGUGGGAAAUCUUGUGCCCUUAACAAAAUUACGGUGCUAUGGUAUAAAGACAAUAAACAAUUGCUAAAAAAACAACUU
Molecule: messenger RNA, 2653 nt
Organism: Lontra canadensis (Northern American river otter)
Lineage: Eukaryota; Metazoa; Chordata; Mammalia; Carnivora; Mustelidae
Product: tetratricopeptide repeat protein 30B
Exons: 1
Coding region: 1-1998 (665 amino acids)
Biological process (GO): intraciliary transport
Cellular component (GO): axonemal microtubule; intraciliary transport particle B
Molecular function (GO): protein binding; intraciliary transport particle B binding
Source: RefSeq, a predicted model, not a curated record